Carcharodon carcharias (great white shark) is the source of this 3280-nucleotide messenger RNA. RefSeq lists its product as uncharacterized. Lineage: Eukaryota; Metazoa; Chordata; Chondrichthyes; Lamniformes; Lamnidae. Bases 23 to 2209 code for a protein of 728 amino acids. The record is from RefSeq and is a predicted model, not a curated record. The transcript has 11 exons.
AGCCGAGCUUGCCGGGACGGCAAUGGCGCAGAGUGAAGUUGUUCACGGCCUCAAGCGCAAUGGCUGUAGGUUUAUGGAGAGGAUGGAGCGAAUAUUCGAGAAGUACAGCCAACCAUUUGAAGAAGACCUGGUUAUUAAUCUUGAGGAUAUGACUGUUGAUACUCCAUCAGGUCCCAUAAUAUGGUGCCCCACUGACUCUCAGCUUUGUCUUCCAAGAAAACAAGCCAGAAAUAACUUUCAUAAAAAGUAUGAAAAAUUAUACGAACCUGAUGUAAGCCAGGAACAGGACAAAAAACUGUGUGCACCCGAUGAAAGCCAGGAGAAACUGAUGAGCACCAAGUUAUCAAGUCAAACAUAUCAGGCUUCUGACACUGAAGUUUUAAAAGAUGGACCGUGCAUUCAAAGUACAUCCAAGUUACAAACCAGUCUCUCCAUGGGGAAUAUGAAUGUAGGAGAUAAAUAUAAGAUAGAUGUUGACAUACUGGCUACUGGCAAUGAUGACCUUGGAAAGCAAGUCUUGGUGGAAUGUGUAGGGAGGGCCAAAAACAAACCAGUGAUCAUGUUUACCCCUACAUCGAAGGUGAAAGUUGGAUUGUCACAUGCUUAUCAUGAUUGCAGUGAUGACUUUCAGACAACAAUUUCUGGAGAUUUAAAUCAUUCAUCAAGAUCUGACCAUGAUGACAAAGAUGAUUCAAAUUUAGCUUCUUCUAUGUCCUAUGACCAGUUGUUGGCGAAGCCACUUUGUGGACUUGGUAGCAAAAAACUUUCUUAUCCGCUCAGGUUUGAGAAAAGCAGAAGCAAUGUAUUGGAUUUGAGUGAAACUGUAUCCACUUGUAUCGACCAAUGUUCAGUGGAAAGCCACGAUGAUACUUCAUCUGGUUUAAGUGAUACAACACUUAUUGAUAUCUACCCAAAUAUGCUAGCUUCGAUGAGUAACUUGCUUGACCGAAGCUACAAGAUGCAAGUUGCCUCAAGAUUAAUAAAACACUAUCGACGUCUCCAGUUAAAUGCAUGGAAAUCGAAACUAAAUACAACUCGAGAUGGAAUAAGAAUGAAGGUCAAGAUGGAUACUCAUGCAUUAAAGAAUGUGGAGGAUUAUCCUAUUCUUGAAUUAAAGGCAUCUGCUGGAGCCACGCUUAUGAAUGGAAAAGUUUGUUCUCUGAAGAGAUAUGAAACCACAGAAUGUAAUCUUGACACAAUUCUGUCCACGGCUGCUGCUGAAGGUUCUAUGUCUGCGCAGCAAACAAAUUCAAAAUCAUCUGAAGUCGAAACUUCCAAGUUUAGAAAUUCAUUCGAUGAUGCAAGUUAUUCUCGGCCACUACUACUAAGCCCUCUCAACCCAAAAAGUCCAGUACCAGUUACAAAUUGCUGCAACAUGAGGAAAACUUCACCUUGUAUAGUAACUUCUUUGAAUGGACCAUCUUUGCCCCAACUGGAUAUCAUGACUAACUCCAGUUUUAAAUGUUUAAGCACAAAACCCAAUAUGGCAAAGGCACAUUCACCAUGCUCAAGCUUCAUUCUUAACCAUCCACCAAAGGCAAAGCUAUCUCCGUUGAACAACAGUACAGUGACAAAACAAGAUUCUGUAGUAGCAAAUUUCAGCAGAUCACCAUUUAGAAUGCUUUUGUGCUCAAGUAACAUUUCCUGUACUGGCCAAAGUAGUAAACGGAGGCAUUCAUUUUCCUCUGGGAGUUCUGUUCCAACCAUGUUCCGUUCUAUAAGGAGCCCAUUUAAAACUCAAGUAAAAGAAAUGGAUGCAUUUGAAUCUGUGUAUCGUAACUUGGUUUGUACUGUGACUUCAGUUAGAAACACGCCUUCCCAGCUAUCAAGAAAACGGGCUGCCUGUAUUGACCAGUCGAGGGAAACUUCUCGAUUACCAUUAAAGAGGUUCCGCUCGUUCCCAGAGCCCUCUAAUUCAAGGCAAAGUCGUCAGGAAAUGUUGCUGCUGAAUACCGUACUGCAAGGACAGAAUUACCACUCUAAACAAAUGAGUGGCUUUUAUUCCCCGAGAAGCUGGCAUCCCAGAGAGAAUAUUACUUUGGGUCCAUUUAUUAAAUGGAAAGAUAAUGCUAGCAUGUACUCCAGUUGUGGUACCGCUUUGCCUGUCAUAAAUAGUUCAGGAAACACUGUGAGCUUAUGUUUAUCACCCAGACUUCAAAGCAGAGUGUCUAGAAAACUGGACUAUAGCAAACUGAACACCCCUGUCUGAACUACCCUGACUUCAUUAAGAAACUACAAAGUGCACCACAAGCCUGUUUUUGUUGUUUCUGGCUAUGUUAAUCCUUUAACUGACGAUGCUUUCCAGUAUUAUAAGCAUUUUUUUAAAGUACUAAUAUUUAGUGUGUUUUCCACUCUCCUCUUCCUCUCCCAUAAAUGUGACACUGUGCAACUUGAGCCGCAGGAGAUUGUCUGGUCAUCUCCCACAAAUUUUGAAAACUAUCAGUAGUUGGUACCUGCACCUUGGUGAAGGAACACUAUCUGAAUGCUGGUCACUGCCACAUUUGAAUCCUAGGCCAAGGUACUGAAUAAAAUGUAAGCCAUAUUACCAUUACACCUUAAUAGCAGAAUUUGAGUGGGAAAUUAUUUAUAUAUUCACUUUGUUUUGUCUAAUAUGUACAUAUUUUGUUACUAUUUUAGUCCUUGUUAGUCUUCACUAUAUUGUGAUGCACAUUACAUCUAAAAAAAAAACUUUCCUUUAUGGCUCUGAUUUUUUUAUUGCUAUAAUUUUUAUGUAUUGUGCUGAAUUUUAUGCAAUAUUUUCUUAUUUGUAUACGGUUAGUGCAUUACUAAGAUGCAUAUGGAUCAUUUGGUAUGAAAGCAGUUAUGUAAACACAUCAUAGGUUUAAGGUCACUUUUUAUGGACUAUAAUUUAGGUGUCAAGACCCAAACUAAUUCUGAAGCAAAAACUGAGUGAAAUACACCCUCCAGGGCCCUUGCUUUGCAAUCAGAGAGUGUUUAUAUUACAAGUGCGACUUCAAUGUAAAAGGCCGUUGUUUCACAAUUUACUACCGUUGCAGUGUGAAAUUUUCCUUGAUUUCCAUGUACUUGCUUGUAAAAAUAAGACUUGUAAUUUCUUGCUGGUGUCUCUUUAAACUUGGGCGAUUUUUCACUGAAUAGUACCUGCAUCAAGAGAAAAUGCUGAAGGUAAUUUAAUCAUAGUCUUGUCUUGGCAUUGGCUAUUAUCAAUAGCUGCAAGCAGAAAUCUGUUUUAUGUUAAGAUUUCUGUGCUUAACUUAUUUCUUGUGAAGUAAAUUUGGAAUAAAUAUGAAAAUCUUGGCUC